AUGAAAUUUGUUUCAUCUGUUGAGACUGAACCAGGUAGCACGACAACAUUUUCUGAGGAGCAAAAGUCUAGUCGUGGUAUAAACACAAUGCCCUGUGUUGUGAAGAGAAAAUUGCAGAAAAUCAAGCCAGUUAUUGAGUACAACAAAAGGGGGAAACCAUAUGGCCCUACACAUACUCAGAUGCAGUCCUACAUUGGUGUGUUGGCACAGUCCAGAGUCCCAAUUGUGGACAAGAAAUGGACUGAAAUCCCUAAGGAUAUAAAAGAGCGAAUUUGGGAAGCCGUUGACAUGGCUUAUGUGGUAGGGCAAGGGGGUAAAAAAAUGGUGUUAUCAUCUGCUGGCAAGAAAUGGAAAGAUUUCAAGUCUACAUUAACGAGGCAUCAUGUCCUUCCAUUCAUCAAUGAGAAGGAGAAGUUAAGACAACCCUCUGAAUUAUAUAAAUUCAUAGAGAAAGCAGACUGGGAUGCCUUUGUAGCUUCAAGGUUAUCCGAACAAUUUGAGUCUGUCCAUGCUGAACAAGCACAGAGGAGAGAGAAAUGUGAGUACAAUCAUCGAUUGUCUCGAAAAGGAUAUGUUGGUUUGGAGGAUGAUUUGGAAGAAAGCAUGCCAAGGGUAGAAAUUGAUCGAUCUACCUUGUGGAAGAAAGCUAGAGAAGACAAACACAGUAAUAUCCCUGAUCCAAAGGUUGCGGAGAAAGCAAAAUUAAUUGAUGAAUUGCAAAAACAAGUCAAUGAAGGCACUCUUAAUGUCUCUGGAAGUAAUGAUGUGUUGACUAUGGCUUUGUCCCGAGCAUCCAGGGAGAGUUACAGGUGUUGGGGCUGGGAUUUCCACUAG
Messenger RNA from Prunus armeniaca (apricot), 834 nucleotides. NCBI's taxonomy places the organism in Eukaryota, Viridiplantae, Streptophyta, Magnoliopsida, Rosales, Rosaceae. The record is from the annotation of a GenBank genome assembly.